Molecule: messenger RNA, 2344 nt
Organism: Capsella rubella
Lineage: Eukaryota; Viridiplantae; Streptophyta; Magnoliopsida; Brassicales; Brassicaceae
Product: receptor like protein 30
Exons: 1
Coding region: 1-2310 (769 amino acids)
Molecular function (GO): protein binding
Source: RefSeq, a predicted model, not a curated record
AUGAUCACAAUAAUAUGGAGCUUGUGUUUAUUCUUCUGUCUUUCUCACUCAACACUUGUUCUUGCUAAACACUUGUGUCUUCCAGAUCAGAGGGAUGCUCUUUCAGAGUUCAAGAACGAGUUCUAUGUCUACAAGUUAUACUCCUUUAUGGAUGAUAAGAAGACAGAGACGUGGAGGAACAACACUGAUUGUUGUUCUUGGGAUGGUGUCUUGUGUGAUGAUAAGACAGGCAAUGUCGUUGAGUUAAACCUCUACGGCAGUGAACUCAACGGCCCUUUGAGAUCUAAUAGUAGCCUGUUUAGACUACAACAUCUUCAGAGCCUGAAACUUGGCUCGAAUAAUAUCUCGGGUAUUCUACCGGAUUCCAUCGGCAACCUCAAAUAUUUGAGGGAUUUGGAUCUUCCGUAUUGCAGUCUCUUUGGAAAAAUUCCUUCUUCACUUGGAAAUCUUUCUCAUCUCACUACUCUUGCUCUUUCUGAUAAUGAUUUCACCGGUGAACUACCUGAUUCGAUGGGGCAUUUAAAUAAUCUGACAGAGUUGCAUCUUGGAUGGGCCAUGCUCAAUGGGAAAUUUCCUCACUUGCUACUCAACUUGAGCUCGCUCAUGUGGAUCGACCUUGGUUCUAACCAGUUCAAAGGUAUGCUCCCUUCGAACAUUAGUAGCCUUUCCAAAUUGGAAGUUUUUGAUAUUAGUGACAAUUCCUUUUCUGGAACCAUUCCCUCUUCUCUCUUUAUGAUCCCUUCGUUGUUUGAACUUAACUUGGGAAGUAACGACUUCAGUGGUCCUCUUGAGUUUGGGAAUAUCUCUUCACAAUCUAACCUUCUAAAAUUAGACAUUGGAGAAAACAAUUUCUACAUCGUUGAUUUCAGCAUCUUCUUGCAUUUCAAGUUACUAGAAGUGCUGGAUCUUUCAGGGAAUCAUUUGAAGUUCAGUUCAACUCCCCAUCUUCUCUUACCCAUGAUAGUGUAUUUGGAUUUAUCAUCUUGCAAUAUUUCUGAAUUCCCAAAAUUUCUAGAAAAUCAAACCAGUUUGCAAGAAUUAGAUAUCUCUGCCAAUCAAAUUAAAGGCCAAAUACCGGAGUGGCUAUGGAGACUGCCAAGAUUGCAAGUUGUAAACAUUGCUCAAAAUUCCUUCGGUGGAGAACUAACUAUGUUACCAAACUCUAUUAUCAAUACCUUUAUAGCCUCUGAUAAUCAGUUUUCGGGAGAGAUUCCUAGAGCAAUAUGUGAAUUAGAUAAUCUUGGUACACUUGUUUUAUCCAACAACAACUUCAGCGGUUCUAUUUCACGGUGUUUUAAGAAUGUUAAUUCUUCUAUUUCGAUCUUGCAUCUUCGGAAUAACAGUCUCUCUGGUAUUAUUCCAGAGGAAAUUAUCAAUGAUGGCUUGAGAUCACUUGAUGUUGGUGGCAAUUUGUUAUCAGGAAAACUUCCCAAGUCUCUUAUCAACUGCACUAGUCUCGCGUUUCUGAACGUGGAAAAUAACCGAAUCAAGGACAAAUUUCCAUUCUGGUUGAGUUCGUUACCCAAUCUACAGAUUCUUGUCCUUCGUUCCAACCAGUUCUAUGGGCCAAUAUUUUCUCCUGGAUAUUCUUUGAGUUUCCCCAUCCUACGAAUUUUUGACAUUUCAGAUAAUAGCUUCAGUGGAGUCUUACCAUCAGAUUACUUUGUUGGUUGGAGUGUAAUGUCAUCAUUCGCAAUCAUUUAUCUUAAUGGGCUUCUACCUAGGGAUUUCUUAUAUGACAUUCAUCAGAGAUCUGUGUUUCUGACGGUUAAAGGAGUGGAACGGGAGCUGGUUGGGAGUGGUUACGAUAUCUACAAAAACUUCGAUGUCUCCGGAAACAGACUCGAAGGAUAUAUUCCAGAAUCCAUUGGUUUACUCAAGGAACUGAUUGUACUCAACAUGUCAAACAACGCUUUCACAGGCCAUAUUCCACCAUCUUUGUCAAACUUGACCAAUCUCGAAUCAUUGGAUCUGUCUAAAAACAGAUUAUCCGGCAGUAUCCCAACAGAGCUCGGGAAACUCACGUUUCUAGAGUGGAUGAACUUCUCGUACAACAAGCUUGAAGGUCCAAUACCAAUAGCCACUCAGAUUCAGAGCCAGAACAUAUCUUCUUUCGCAGAGAACCCCGGGCUUUGCGGUGCUCCUCUCCUCAAAAAAUGUGGUGGAGAAGAAGAAGAAGCAAAAAAGCAAGAACAAGAUGAAGAUGAAAAGGAAGAAGAAGAUCAAGUCUUUAACUGGGUUGCAGCUGCAGUAGGCUAUGUACCUGGUUUGUUCUGUGGACUCACCAUCGCCUACAUUCUCACUUCAUAAGGUAAGAGUUCCCCCAGCUUUUUCUACUUUUCUC